This is a messenger RNA of Phytophthora nicotianae INRA-310, 1329 nucleotides long. RefSeq lists its product as hypothetical. The transcript is spliced from 3 exons. Gene Ontology annotation, cellular component: transcription factor TFIID complex. Gene Ontology annotation, molecular function: protein heterodimerization activity. The record is from RefSeq and is a predicted model, not a curated record. Bases 40 to 918 code for a protein of 292 amino acids. Lineage: Eukaryota; Oomycota; Peronosporomycetes; Peronosporales; Peronosporaceae.
AGCAUUUUUGUUCCCAAUUUCAAAGACUCACGUUUCAUUAUGCCGGCGAAUGCAAAGAGCACGGACUCUGCGGCCAAGGCGCCGACGCCGUCGCCCUCCCAGCGUGGUAGUUCAGCGCAAGCCUCUGGUCGCAAGAAAGAGGCCCGCAAGGUGCCGCACGCGACUUCAGGUGGAACAAGCGUGAGCAUGAGCAAGAAGGCGGCGGACGACCCACUGGGCGGCGGCGCGGGUCUGUCCAGCGGCGACCUGUUCGUUCGUAACCUGUCGGUUAUGAGCGUGGCGCACAUCGCGCGUGGCGUGGGCUUCGACGCCGUGCAGAAGUCGGCGGCGGACGCUCUCACGGAGAUUCUAGCCAAGUACAUCCAACGUAUUGGAGCGUCGGCCAAGGAGAUCGCAGAGCUGGCAGGACGCGCCCAACCCAAGGCCACAGAUGUCGUCCAAGCUUUCCAGGACCUGGAACCCGCUCCAGUGGAGAUUAAGGACCUGAUCAAGACUCUGGAGACAGCCAAGCGGCCGUUCCCGAGAGAUGUACCGGCAUUUCCAGCCAGGAAGAGAGAUAUCUCGGGCAAUACUAUUGAGCAGGCCAAGAUCGGACGACGAGAGGGACUGCCGCCUCAUGUGCCAAGCUUCCUACCACCUCUACCUAAUCGCCACACUUACAGCUCGGAGAGUCGACUGGUGGUGGAGAGAGAACAGGACACGAAGCGCCAGAGACUUGAACUGCUCAGUGAGAAGGCGCAAGUGCGACAGUCACUGCACGGACUGCAGACUGUGGCUGCCAAAAAACCGGCAGUUAUUGUGCACCAGCCGACGUGGAACGCUUUCCAAGGCUCUACAGGAGACAACGCCACGGAGAACCCGUUCGUCCAGGCUCCUAUUGUCAGUCCUGCUGCUAAGGUACUGUGCUGGGAUCUGUGACUCUGGUUCAGCUGUUGCUAACGUAGUUUUAUUGGUGUGAAUUAGACUAUCUUUUCCGGACCCGAUCGAGACUUUGUGCCGAAUGUUGAUAGAGAUAAGGCCCAGUCAAAGAACCAGCUGGAUAACAAUGUUACCAUCCCGAAGCUGUCUAGGUGCGUGAAUGUUGGCUUUGUUACCUAGAGUAUCUCCCCUUACGCUUGAUUCUAUGAUGACUACAGUCAAGAGCUAGGCAAAGAAGAGAAAAUUUUGACGGGUACAUUCCACGACGGUGACUCUGAGUAACAUUGAUAGCAAUCACGAAUGUUACAAUGUUACAUCUCAUUUCAUCACACAAAUCCAAAUCUUCCAUGUUAUUUGUAACAAAUUCCCUAUGUACAUGAGGAUCGACUACGUACCUACCAAGAUUAUAUG